Platichthys flesus (European flounder) is the source of this 966-nucleotide messenger RNA. It is a transcript of the gene gins1, whose product is annotated as GINS complex subunit 1 (Psf1 homolog). The transcript is spliced from 6 exons. NCBI's taxonomy places the organism in Eukaryota, Metazoa, Chordata, Actinopteri, Pleuronectiformes, Pleuronectidae. Gene Ontology annotation, biological process: DNA strand elongation involved in mitotic DNA replication; DNA replication. Gene Ontology annotation, cellular component: GINS complex. The record is from RefSeq and is a predicted model, not a curated record. The coding region runs from base 172 to 855 and encodes 227 amino acids.
UCCGGAUGAAGUUUAUGCCUUAGCAGCUUCCGGAGUUUCACGUCUUCCGGUCACGUGACGAUAACAGAGAGCACUUUUCCCGCGCCGCAGCCUGGACGUCAGGGAGCCGAAGUGGAGUGAAGUCGAUUCUUUCUUUGAUCUUUUCUUUGAUCCUCGUGUGGAACCUUCACGAUGUUUUGUGAGAAGUCCACGGAGCUGAUCCGAGACCUGCAGCGGGUCCACGACGGCCAGCUCCCGGCCUUCAGCGAGGAUGGGCUGCGGCAGGUUCUACAGGAGAUGGAGUGUCUGUACGAACAGAACCAGAGCGACGUGAACGAGGCAAAAUCUGAAGGUCGAGCUGAACUCAUCCCGUCAAUCAAACUGCGUCACUGCUGCCUGCUGAGGAACCAGCGCUGUGUCACUGCCUACCUCUACGACCGCCUGCUGAGGAUCCGAGCGCUGCGCUGGGAGUACGGCAGCGUCCUGCCCGCUAACAUUCGAUUCCACAUGUGCGCAGAGGAGCUGCAGUGGUUCAGUCACUAUAAGAAGUCUCUGGCGUCGUUCAUGCGUUCUCUGGGCGGAGGAGAAGGUCUGGACAUCACGCAGGACAUGAAGCCUCCGAAGAGUCUUUACAUCGAGGUGAGGUGUUUAAAGGACCAUGGAGAGUUUGAAAUCGAUGACGGGACCGUGAUUCUGCUGAAGAAGAACAGUCAGGUCAGCGGUCACUCUCACUGGGAUUCUACAAAGGUCAAAGUGCAGCAGGUUUACAGGAAGUCCUCACGUCACCGUCUGUCUCUGUGUCCUCAGCACUUCCUGCCGAGGUGGAAAUGUGAGCAGCUGAUUCGUCAGGGCGUCCUGGAGCACGUUGUGUCCUAAAGGAGGCGGAGCUAAGUAGCUGGAACAUCUGCUCGUCAUCACCAGAGUGCAGCGUCAGAUGAUGAUGUCACGUUUGUCUUCAGAAAAAUAAAAUCACUUCUAAACGUCUCA